Molecule: messenger RNA, 2186 nt
Organism: Hevea brasiliensis (rubber tree)
Lineage: Eukaryota; Viridiplantae; Streptophyta; Magnoliopsida; Malpighiales; Euphorbiaceae
Product: bifunctional riboflavin biosynthesis protein RIBA 1, chloroplastic
Exons: 7
Coding region: 188-1891 (567 amino acids)
Biological process (GO): riboflavin biosynthetic process
Cellular component (GO): chloroplast
Molecular function (GO): 3,4-dihydroxy-2-butanone-4-phosphate synthase activity; GTP cyclohydrolase II activity
Source: RefSeq, a predicted model, not a curated record
ACACGUCACCCGCAGGUAACAAUCUCCUCUUGCAAAUUCGCCGCUGUUUCAUUCUCUUUCCACCUUCAAUUUUGCCUCUUCUUUCCCUCUCUGAUACCUCUAUAAAUACACACAUAAGAGACCCAUUUCAUCUUCAGAUUCUAAAGAAUCAGAUUUGAGCUCUUCUUCCAGAGGCCUUGACCAAGAAAUGGUUUCUAUUAAUGUCCCUUCCUGCCCCUCAACAACUGCUAGAACAGCUCUCCCUUGUACCCAGGCAUGGAGAAACUUCAAAUUGUUCAAUGGAUUACAUGGAGUGAAUUCAUUUUCUGCAAAUGGGAGCACAUUGAACUCCACUUUCAUCAGCAUUGAUGGUAGUAAAUCCCCUUUCAGUACAAAGGCUAUUGGCAAAAUUCAAGCAGCAGUAGUAUCUGAUGAAGGUGACCUACUGUCCUAUACCAAUGGCAAUAUUGCUGCAGAAAAGAGGACUUUCAUUGAUAACAAACCAGUUGAAAUUAAAUUACAGCCUGACGCAAUAGCAUUUGGAACUCUUGGGGCAGAUACUGGUCCUGUCCCCCAUGGUUUUCCCAUCCAUAAUGAUGAGUUUGAUUUGGAUCGCCCCACAGAAGGUUUUUCCUCCAUCCCUGAGGCCAUUGAAGAUAUUCGUCAAGGAAAGAUGGUAGUGGUUGUAGAUGACGAAGACAGAGAAAAUGAAGGGGAUGUUAUCAUGGCAGCAGAGUUGGCAACACCUGAAGCUAUGGCUUUUAUUGUGAAGCAUGGUACUGGAAUAGUUUGUGUAAGCAUGGCCGGGGAAUAUCUUGACAGGUUGCAGCUCCCUUUGAUGGUCACCCAAAAUGAAAAUGAUGAAAAACUUCGUACUGCAUUCACAGUGACAGUGGAUGCAAAACAUGGUACAACCACAGGGGUUUCAGCUUGUGACAGGGCAACAACAGUGUUAGCUCUUGCAUCCAGGGAUUCAAAACCUGAAGACUUCAAUCGGCCAGGCCAUAUUUUCCCAUUGAGGUACAGAGAUGGUGGUGUUUUGAAAAGAGCUGGACAUACAGAAGCGUCUGUUGAUCUUGCUGUUCUAGCUGGAUUGGACCCUGUUGCAGCUCUGUGCGAGAUUGUGGAUGAUGAUGGCUCCAUGGCUAGAUUGCCAAAGCUUCGUCAAUUUGCACAGCAGGAGAAUUUAAAAAUUAUAUCUAUUGCUGAUUUAAUCAGGUAUAGGAGGAAGAGAGAGAAAUUAGUUGAUCGUUCUUCUGCUGCUCGGAUACCAACAAUGUGGGGUCCAUUUACAGCCUACUGUUAUAGAUCAAUAUUAGAUGGCAUUGAACAUAUUGCAAUGGUUAAGGGUGAGAUUGGAGAUGGGCAGGAUAUUCUUGUGAGGGUACAUUCAGAGUGCCUCACAGGAGACAUAUUUGGUUCUGCCAGAUGCGACUGUGGGAACCAGCUGGCACUUGCAAUGCAGCAGAUUGAGGCUGCUGGCAGGGGUGUGCUGAUCUACCUCCGUGGGCAUGAAGGAAGGGGCAUUGGUUUGGGUCACAAGCUUCGUGCUUACAACCUACAGGAUGCUGGGCGUGAUACGGUGGAAGCAAAUGAGGAGCUGGGACUGCCCGUCGAUUCACGAGAAUAUGGCAUUGGUGCCCAGAUGUUGCAGGAUCUGGGCGUCCGAACGAUGAAGUUGAUGACAAACAACCCUGCAAAGUACAUUGGGCUCAAGGGUUAUGGUUUGACAGUUGUAGGUAGGGUUCCUCUACUAACCACCAUCACAAAGGAAAACAAGAGGUAUCUAGAGGCAAAACGUGCUAAAAUGGGUCAUAUCUAUGGCGUAGAAUUCAAUGGCCAUUUGAGCAAUCCUCUCAGUGGCAAUGGUAAACCUAGCAUUGAGACUGCUGCAGAUGCUACUUCUAACUGAUAAGCAAGCUGUGCUGGCUUUAGGCACCCAUUGUUCACAUAUAUGAUUUAAGCUCUUUGACAUUACAGAAUGGCAAAAUCAUCAAUUGGAUUGUUUGUGGGGAAGAAUUCAAUUUCUUUAAUCUCAUACUCUAGUGAAAAAAAUAUGAUUAUACUAGCUCAGCCAAAAACAAGUUCUCCUGAAAGAUUUGUUGGAGUGCGCUGCACUGAAGAGCCAUUCAAUUCAUUUUCUUCUUAAAGGUGUAAACUAGACAUGGAAGAUCCCAUUUAUGCAAUCCUUUAUUGUUGAUUUCCUA